GGUUCAUUUGGAGCCACUGGUAUCAAUGAGUUUUUGCGAGACCUCUCCUACGGCAAAGGCCAAACAGCGCCAAUGCGAGGCGCGGAGUUCCCGAAAAUCUUAACAGUAGAUGCAUGGGAUGGUAAGGAUGGCGAGAUGGUCGUUGAAGAAGAGAUCGAUGUGUCAGAUGUCGAUUUGGACGAGGAAGAAAAGCCGAAGGAGAAAACCGAGUUGUAA
This is a messenger RNA of Gongylonema pulchrum, 216 nucleotides long. NCBI's taxonomy places the organism in Eukaryota, Metazoa, Nematoda, Chromadorea, Rhabditida, Gongylonematidae. The record is from the annotation of a GenBank genome assembly.